AAAAUGUUGUUUUUGAGAGACGUUUUUUAUGAGAAUUUGUUAUUAAAAAUAGUGAUGUAAUUUGUACCCUAAAGUAGGAAGUUGGGUGAAAUUUAGGAGCCGCAUAGCCCAUAGGGUUUUGGUUUUGUUCAGGCCUAGGUUUCGCCUCCUCUUCUUCUUCUUCUCCGAGACACACUAACACUACACACACAGAGAAGACGAAGAACUUUUACAAAAAUGUCGCAAUCACUAGAAUUAUUACUGAUUCAAUUCUUGAUGCCCGAUAAUGAUGCUAGAAGACAAGCUGAAGAUCAAAUUAAGAGAUUAUCCAAAGACCCACAAGUUGUUCCUGCUUUAGUUCAUCAUCUUCGUACUGCUAAAACUCCCAAUGUUCGUCAACUUGCUGCUGUUUUGUUGCGAAAAAAGAUUACUGGUCAUUGGUCUAAACUUGCUCCUAAUGUUAGACAACUUGUUAAACAAUCUCUUAUUGACAGUAUCACCAUGGAGCACAGCACUCCGGUGAGACGAGCGAGUGCAAAUGUUGUGAGUGUCAUUGCAAAGUAUGCUGUCCCUGCUGGAGAGUGGCCUGAUUUGUUACCAUUUCUAUUCCAGUGUAGUCAAAGUGCACAAGAGGAUCACAAAGAGGUUUCGUUGAUUCUUUUCAGCUCAUUGACUGAAACAAUUGGGGAUACUUUUCGGCCGCAUUUUGCAGACCUUCAAAGUCUUUUGCUUAAAUGUUUACAUGACGAGACAAGUAGCCGAGUUAGAGUUGCAGCACUCAAGGCUGUUGGAUCUUUUCUAGAGUUUACACAUGAUGCAUCUGAAGUGGUUAGAUUCAGAGAUUUUAUACCUGGAAUAUUGCAUGCUGCAAGACAGUGUCUUGUUGCUGGAGAAGAAGAUGUGGCAGUAAUUGCCUUUGAAAUAUUUGAUGAGCUGAUUGAGUCACCUGCUCCACUUUUGGGAGAUUCUGUUAAAUCUAUAGUUCAGUUUUCUCUUGAGGUUUGCUCUAAUCAGAAUUUGGAUGUGAGCACCCGUCAUCAGGCUAUUCAAAUAAUCUCCUGGCUAGCAAAAUAUAAAUAUAAUUCUCUUAAAAAACACAAGUUGAUUAUGCCAGUCUUGCAUGUCAUCUGCCCUUUACUUGCAGAGUCAAGUGACAGGGAUGAUGAUGAGGACCUUGCCCCUGAUCGAGCUGCUGCUGAAGUUAUUGACACAAUGGCUUUGAACCUCCCAAAGCAAGUUUUUCAACCAAUAUUUGAAUUCGCAUCUAUUAGCUGUCAAAAUGUAGAUCCUAAAUUUCGGGAAGCUGCAGUCACAGCUUUGGGAGUUAUAUCUGAGGGUUGCUUGGAUUUGAUGAAAAGUAAUUUGAAGCCUGUUCUUCAUAUAGUUUUGGGGUGUUUACGAGAUCCGGAACAGAUGGUGAGAGGCGCGUCCUCAUUUGCGUUAGGUCAGUUUGCUGAGCACCUGCAGCCUGAGAUUAUAUCACAUUAUGAGAGUGUGCUGCCUUGCAUAUUAAACGCUUUGGAGGAUGGCUCUAAUGAUGUGAAGGAAAAGUCAUACUAUGCUUUAGCUGCGUUUUGUGAGAAUAUGGGUGAGGAAAUCCUUCCUUUUAUUGAUCCUUUAAUGGGGAAGCUUUUAGCUGCUCUUCAAAACAGUCCUCGGAACUUACAAGAGACUUGCAUGUCUGCGAUUGGUUCUGUUGCAUCUGCUGCAGACGAGGCUUUCUUACCAUAUGCUGAAAGGGUCCUUGAACUGAUGAAAAAUUUCAUGGUUUUAACAAAUGAUGAGGACCUCUGUUCACGAGCAAGGGCCACUGAGUUAGUAGGGAUAGUAGCAAUGUCUGCUGGGAGAGCAAGGAUGGAGUCCGUAUUGCCACCUUAUGUUGAAGCUGCAAUUAAGGGUUUUGAGUUGGAAUUCAGUGAGCUGCGCGAAUAUACCCAUGGAUUCUUCAGCAAUGUGGCCGAAAUUCUGGAUGAUGGCUUUGUCAAUUACCUUUCACAUGUUGUGCCGUUGGCAUUUUCCUCUUGCAAUCUUGAUGAUGGUUCUGCUGUCGACAUUGAUGAAUCCGAUGAUGAUGAAAAUGUUCAUGGAUUUGGCGGAGUCUCAUCAGAUGAUGAAGCUCAUGAUGAACCAAGAGUAAGAAAUAUUAGCAUAAGAACAGGAGUGUUAGAUGAAAAGGCAGCUGCUACGCAGGCUCUAGGACUCUUUGCUCUUCAUACCAGAAGAUUUUAUGAACCAUAUUUGGAGGAGACUAUAAAAAUCUUGGUGCGACAUUCUACUUACUUUCAUGAGGAUGUAAGACUUCAGGCCAUCAUCGCCUUGAAAAAUAUAAUUAUAGCAGCACAAGCAGUCUACCAAGGACAAGUGGACGGUUCAGCAAAAGCAAAAGAAGUUCUUGAUACUGUCAUGAACAUAUUAAUUAAAACUAUGACCGAGGAUGAUGACAAGGAAGUUGUAGCUCAAGCUUGUAUGGGUAUAGCAGACAUCAUCAAGGAUACAGGAUAUAUGCCUAUUGAGCCAUAUAUGCCGCAGCUAGUUGAUGCCACUCUAAUGCUUCUUAAUGAGCAGUCUGCAUGUCAGCAGAUUGAAUCAGAUAGUGAUGAUGAUGAGGAUGACGCUACACAUGAUGAGGUCUUAAUGGAUGCAGUUUCUGACCUCCUUCCAGCAUUUUCCAAGGCCAUGGGUCCUCAUUUUGCACCCGUGCUAGCCAAACUAUUUAACCCCCUGAUGAAAUUUGCGAAAAAUUCACGUCCACCACAAGAUCGGACCAUGGUAGUUGCAACCCUUGCAGAAGUUGCGCAGAACAUGGGCUCACCUAUAGCAGGCUAUGUUGAUGCGGUGAUGCCAUUGGUCUUAAAAGAAUUGGUAUCUUCUGAUGCAACAAAUCGGAGAAAUGCUGCGUUUUGCGUUGGUGAGUUCUGCAGAAACGGUGGUGAAGUGGCAUUGAAAUAUUAUGGAGACAUCUUGAAAGGACUUUACCCACGUUUUGGCGAAUCUGAACCAGAUAAUGCCGUGAGGGAUAAUGCAGCAGGUGCUGUGGCAAGGAUGAUUAUGGUACACCCGGAGGCUAUCCCAUUAAAUCAGGUCCUCCCUGUUUUCCUGAAAGCUCUUCCUUUAAGAGAAGAUCAUGAGGAGUCUAUUGCUGUUUAUAGCUGUGUUUGCAAUCUUGUUUUAUCAUCACAUCCUCAGAUCUUAUCACUUGUUCCAGAUUUGGUGAAUAUUUUCGCUCAAGUGGCAUUAUCACCUGUUGAGACUAAUGAAGUAAAAGCCCUAAUCGGAAGGGCCUUUUCGCAUCUUAUCUCAAUGUACGGCAAUCAAAUGCAAGCCUUGCUGAGUACGCUCUCGCCUGCACUUGCUACUGCUCUUGCUUCAUUGGCUCCAAAAACUUGAUUCCUAUUCGUCAUUGCUUGUCUAUUUGAAAAACAAGAAAAAAGAAAUGGUUUCUAUGAAUUGUGUGAGUAGUAACUAGUAAGUGAUUUGCUUGUGUGCUUGAAGAUGAGAAUAGCCAAUACCCUCGCUCGCAGGCUACAUUUGUUUUGGCUCCGCCUGCUGCUUUUGGUCGGUGAGAAAGUAUCGGCUUUUUCGCAAUUUGAUUUGUACUUGCAGGUUUCAAAUUCUUUGGAACUUGGAAGUAAAAGUUUUGUAUUCUUUUUAUUUUUUAUUUUUCAAUUUUGAUUUUGAUUUAUACAUGUGUAUAUUUGGGGGUAUGAAUCUUGUGAAAGAGGAGAAUGCUUAAUAAUCGUUGGUUGCGAUUAUUAAUGUGUGAGGUCUGAGGAGUACAUCAUAUCAUAAUAUAUUAAUAUGUCAGAUGUUUGCAA
Messenger RNA from Amaranthus tricolor (Joseph's coat), 3794 nucleotides. RefSeq lists its product as uncharacterized. The coding region runs from base 217 to 3366 and encodes 1049 amino acids. Gene Ontology annotation, molecular function: small GTPase binding; nuclear import signal receptor activity. NCBI's taxonomy places the organism in Eukaryota, Viridiplantae, Streptophyta, Magnoliopsida, Caryophyllales, Amaranthaceae. The record is from RefSeq and is a predicted model, not a curated record. Gene Ontology annotation, cellular component: cytoplasm; nucleus. The transcript has 21 exons. Gene Ontology annotation, biological process: protein import into nucleus.